UUAAAGAUUUUAUUAAAUGAAAACAAUAACUGAAAGUGUUUAUGAGCCAAAGAGCGCCCCCUGCAGGAUAAAAUUUUCAUUCACAUCUACACAAUGAUGCGGUACAUUUAUUCUGGAUCAACGACAGGUGCAUCGCUUUGUUCCGCCUUCCAAAAAUGCGCAAACGGUGAUUUUUUUCAUGGAAAAAAAACAUACAUAUGAUGUCGAAUAUGAUGUAAGGAACGGUGUUUUAUUGUCCCCAUCGCUGGAAAGCAGCGGUAAGCGCGUCGUUAUGUCUCUUUCUGCGCAUCACGUUCAGCGCGCGCUCGUCUUUUAUUUUAUUUUCUGUAUGAUGAGCGCGGCCGCGACUCGAUCCUCUCCCACAUCCGACCUAAAGUCCAAAAUAUCAGGUGUGGAGGAACUGUUGGAGGAGUUCCGUAAGCAGCUCCAGCAGGAGGAGACGGACUCCGGUGAGUAUGAUGGAGACGCGUGCGUCAGCGAAUUCACGGCAGCGGAGGAGCGCAUCAUCCGGGCGAGCGCAUCUAUCGAACAGGGCGCCGCGUUCCUGUCCGCACCGCCGCGGGUGUUCAGUUGGAGAGAUUGCGUGCACGCCUGCUGCUCGCACCCGCGCUGCACGGCCGCCAUCAUCCAGGAGGAUCAGAAGCAACCGGACGGCAGCCUACGUUGUUAUCUGUUCAACUGCACGUACAGAGGCAGGGACGUAUGCGCGUUCUCCUUUCAGCCCGGCUUUAGCACGUACAGUCGCGCAAACGACAGCGCAAGACCCGACGAGCCCGUCAUCGCGGUCACUGAGCUGCCCGAAACCGCAGCCCGGAGACCUUCACACGGGAGAAACGAGCCUGUGAUACCGGAUUUGGAUGAGCCGCCCCGCAGUGAUGCCGGUCAGGAUCUUGUGGUUCAGUUGCCGACAGACUGGGCCGUGCUGGACGGUAGAGACAGCACUGAUGAUCACGAAAUCACACAUUAUGAAUGGGCUCUUGUCAAAGGAGACCCAUCUGUUCACAUGAAGGUGACUCAUCCGGGUCUUUUGAAACUCAUUGAUCUCAGAGAGGGAAUUUACACCUUUCAGUUAACUAUAACAGAUACAGCGGGACAGAAGAGCUCUGAUAAUGUUUCUGUCAGUGUACUCGCACCUGCACCCAAUGCAGAAGUGUGUACAGGUCAUUGUUCUCGCUAUCAGUUCAUGUGUGAUGAUGGCUGCUGUAUUGACAUCGGUUAUGCCUGCGAUGGAAAGCAGCACUGUCCUGAUCGAUCUGAUGAAGACUUCUGCCAAAACUUUGACAGCGGACGUAAAUCCAACUUACCCUCUAAAAAUGAACCAGAUAUACAACCUGAAGCAGCAGUCCAGACACCCAUAAAACUAAGGACGCCUGAUAUCUCCUAUAAACCUGAACAACACCAACAUUAUGACACUGCAAACCAAGAUCCCUGUUCAGUUCCUCCGGUGGUCGGCCCGUGUAAAGGAGUUUUCCCACGCUGGUAUUAUGAUUCAGUAACGGGACAGUGUCUGCACUUUCAGUAUGGCGGCUGCAAAGGAAACCACAACAACUUUCUGCAGAAGUCUGACUGUGUGAAUGAAUGCAUUCAGAAACCACUAACAAAACAGCAGGCAACUGCGACUUCAUCACCGGUCAUGAAAACAAACACACCUCCCAUUGCUUCAAUUUAUGAAGAGAAACAUCAGUCUCCAUUUCUGGUGCGUCAGAAUUCACCACCGGUAUCUAAAGUACAUCACAUACUGGAAGGACACCCACCACCUGAGUCAGGUGCGAUUCUGCCUCUAGCUUUGGGUUUGAUCAUCAGCGUUCUGCUCUUAUUAAUGGUUGGCUGUCGCCUCUGGCUCGUGCGCCGUCGACUGAAGAAAGCUCUGCCACUUACCACAGAAGAGUCGGAUUACCUCAUCAAUGGCAUGUACUUAUAACUGAACAGACACCUGUCAAUCAACCUGCCAAAUUACGACACUAUAUGUGUGUGUGUAUAGAUUAAAUCUGCUGUAAUCUAUUGAUAAAUAAUUAUUCAUUUAUUUUUCUUUGGAUAACAACAUAUCACCUCAAGGUUUUCCCUCAAAUAUCCCAGUUCACAUACUGUCUGUCCUAUGUAGCGGGCCAGAUUAGCCAACAUCUUGAAUGCUGUGCCUAGAUGACAAACUGGUUUUGAAGAAUUUGCACAUUUCCCACAAAUCCUUGCGUUUUGGGAAGAGGAGGGUUUUGUUUUGGUUCUCUGUUGUUGAAAGUGAUUUUAUGAUGUGAUUGUACAAUCUCUUCAAAUGCAUACUUAAAAGUACAUACUUUCAUACUUACUUGAAGUGUGCAUUUUUGUGUGAAAAUUUUAGCUUUAUUUUUAUGAUGCAUGAUGUAAGCUUUUUCCUUUUCAAUCGCCUUACCCAAAACUUCUGGGCCUUUUUGGUAUAAACAUUUCACUUUAAGUCUGUUUCCUUCCUUGACAUCAUAUUUAAAUCAUGUGUUCAUUAUGUUUCUCAGCGUAUGGCAUAGACAAGAGAUUUAACUAACAGAAGCAUCAACAUUAUCUUAAGGAGAUUUAUAUGGCCCUGACAAGAACUCUUGGAAAAAUAAAAUUGCCUUAUAUGACAGAAUAUAAGAGUUUAAUGUGGUUUUUACUGUGAGAUUAAACACUAGUCUGUAUAAUCUAAUCUUUAGUUACUCUAUAUAAUUGUUUUAAAUAAUAAAAUAUAUCUAAUUGUAAAAAAUUCUUGAAGGUUUGAAAGUAAAUAGAAAAUAAUCAAUUGAAAUGUGAACCAACUUUAAAUAUUCAGAUUUUGUAAUCUACAUGUGAAUUUGGGUUUUUCUUACUGAAAUCAUUAUUAUAGAUGUGAAAGUUCUGCUUUAAAAUAUUGUUUUUUUUAAAAAUCCAUAAAUUAUAUCUUAUUGAACACACAUAAGCAUACUUAUGCAAAAAAAAAACUACCAACAUUUUACAAUAGUUAUGAGACGGCAUUUAUAUGCACUUGGCCAUUAUUAAUUUGAAUAUGAAUGCAUCUUUCGAUUAUUAGGGCAAAUGAUGGAUAAUAUAAAUAUGAUUGAUAAUCAUUAAAAGAAAAUUAUAGACGAGACAGAAGACAGAAUUAACAGAUUUGGACUGGGGUGAAGUGACUAGACAACUGGUGAUAAAAUACAAACCUUUUGUCACCAAGCCUAGUGAUUUUAUGUAUUCAUAGCUGACUUACAUUUUCUUGACCCUAAAGAUGAUUAAUAAUGUUGAUAAUUGCUCUAAUAAAAACCACUAACAAGUCUUAAAUGUGACCCUGGACCACAAAACCAGUCAUAAGUAUCACAGGUUUAUUUGUAAACAAUACUAUAUAAAUACAAUACUAUACAUUGUAUGUGUCAAAAUUAUCUAUUUUUUACAUGACAAAAUCAUAAGGAUAUAAGCAUAUAUGGGUGAU
Molecule: messenger RNA, 3403 nt
Organism: Paramisgurnus dabryanus
Lineage: Eukaryota; Metazoa; Chordata; Actinopteri; Cypriniformes; Cobitidae
Gene: lrp11
Product: low density lipoprotein receptor-related protein 11
Molecular function (GO): serine-type endopeptidase inhibitor activity; protein binding
Source: RefSeq, a predicted model, not a curated record